Molecule: messenger RNA, 1702 nt
Organism: Lontra canadensis (Northern American river otter)
Lineage: Eukaryota; Metazoa; Chordata; Mammalia; Carnivora; Mustelidae
Gene: APTX
Product: aprataxin
Exons: 9
Coding region: 48-1076 (342 amino acids)
Biological process (GO): single strand break repair; double-strand break repair
Cellular component (GO): nucleus
Molecular function (GO): mismatched DNA binding; single-stranded DNA binding; double-stranded RNA binding
Source: RefSeq, a predicted model, not a curated record
CUUCGAAGAGUGACCUGGGUUUGUCUGUGUCCGCCGUGUCGAGAGUAAUGAUGCGGGUGUGCUGGUUGGUGAGACAGGAUAACCGGCACCAGCGAAUCAAACUUCCACAUUUGGAAGCAGUCAUGGUUGGGCGUGGUCCAGAGACCAAGAUCGUUGACAAGAAAUGUUCUCGACAACAAGUACAGUUGAAAGCAGAGUGUAACAAAGGAUACGUCAAGGUAAAGCAGGUAGGGGUCAAUCCCACCAGCAUUGACUCAGUCAUAAUUGGGAAGGACCAAGAGGUGAAGCUGCAGCCUGGCCAGGUUCUCCACAUGGUGAAUGAACUUUAUCCAUAUAUUGUAGAAUUUGAGGAAGAGGCAGAGAGCCCUGGCCUGGAAACACCCAGGAAGAGAAAGAGGUCAGGCAGCAGUGAUUCUAUAGAAAGAGAUGCUGCCCAGGAAGCGGAGUCCUGUACAGGACUGGAACCUGGGAGUGAUCCUAGCCAAUCUGCUCUGCCCUCAAAAAAGGGGAAAGAUGUAUCUACCAAAAAGGAAUCAUUGGGCCACUGGAGUCAAGGCUUGAAAAUUUCUAUGCAGGAUCCCAAAAUGCAGGUUUACAAAGAUGAGCAGGUGGUGGUGAUUAAGGAUAAAUAUCCCAAGGCUCGUCACCACUGGCUGGUCUUACCGUGGGCUGCCAUUUCCAGUCUGAAGGUUGUGACCAGGGAACACCUUGAGCUUCUCAAACACAUGCACACUGUGGGGGAAAAGAUGAUCACAGAUUUUGCUGGGUCCAGCAAACUCCGCUUCCGAUUGGGUUACCAUGCCAUUCCCAGCAUGAGCCAUGUACACCUUCAUGUGAUCAGCCAGGAUUUUGAUUCUCCUUGCCUUAAAAACAAAAAACAUUGGAAUUCUUUCAAUACAGAAUACUUCCUAGAAUCACAAGCUGUGAUAGAGAUGGUACAGGACACUGGCAGAGUGAGUGUCCGAGAUGGGAUGCCUGAGCUCUUGAAGCUGCCUCUCCGUUGUCACGAGUGUCAGCAGCUGCUGCCUUCCAUUCCUCAGCUGAAAGAGCAUCUCAGGAGGCAUUGGCCAAAGUGAUUCCAUGGAGCCUGGACUUUUGCAGCAGGAUAAAGGGAAUUCCUUCCUGUUCAAAUCCAACUCCUCACCUUUACCUCAAGUCCAAGAUGGAAGCAUUUGUGUUCUGGGCAGGAGGAUGGAGGAAAAGAUGAAGAAGGGGAUUAAGGACUCACAAAUACUCUCUGAAGAAGUUUCCUGGAAUCUCCUUCAUGACUCUUCUUUUUGUAUUACCAUGGCCAGAAUUCAGCCACAGGCCACAGGUGACCAAACUUUAAGGGAGAUUGUGAAAUAUAACCUUUAUUUUGGGCAAAUCUAUAUCCAACUAAAAAUUUUAUUAGUACAGAAGCAGCACAGAAUGAAAAUCGGAGAUAUCGAACAGUCUCUGCAGUCUCUGCCAAUGUUCUUUUGCACAUGAAAAAAAUUGAGUUGCCUUUCUCUUUCUUAUUUUUUACUUAUAUUGCAAAUAUUUUACAAAUUUAGAUCUUUUAAUCUUUUAAUUUAGUGUAUACUAUCUCAUCAUACAGAGGUUUAAAAUUGUUAUGUCACUGAAACAUGCAUUCCUUUUUUUAAAAAAAAUUCAUUGUUUCUGGAAUUCAUAUUUUGCUUAAAUAGUCCUUCCUUAUCCAUAUGCUCUCAUAUUUUCUUUU